This is a messenger RNA of Mycetomoellerius zeteki, 5325 nucleotides long. RefSeq names its product retinal degeneration A (gene rdgA). Gene Ontology annotation, molecular function: protein binding; ATP-dependent diacylglycerol kinase activity. The record is from RefSeq and is a predicted model, not a curated record. Gene Ontology annotation, cellular component: plasma membrane. Lineage: Eukaryota; Metazoa; Arthropoda; Insecta; Hymenoptera; Formicidae. Gene Ontology annotation, biological process: phospholipase C-activating G protein-coupled receptor signaling pathway. The transcript has 11 exons.
AAGCGACGAUGCAGAAGCUGCGCUCGACCUUCAAAAGGUCGCGCACUCCUACGGGAGCAGAAAUGAAGUCCCAAUCUAGCCUCGAGGUGCCCAAACAAAUCAGGUCGGCCUCCUUUGACGAGAUACAGUUGCAGACCCAGCGACAAGACGACCGUACCUCCUCAUCAUCCUCCACGUGUUCUCCGGCGAGAUCGCAAGAAUCGAUGCGCGGCAGGAGAGGUUCUUCGACUCUAAAAGUACCUCAGCUGACCGGUCAGCGUUCCAAGAGCUUAGACGCGUACUCCGCGAGUUCCACUUCGUCCCCGAGUCAACUUCCAGCAGGUGGAAUCGAGCGACCGGAAACUCCAACUAUUCAAGUCUCCGGAUGUUACCACUGUGCCUGCGUCGAGGAGUAUCGGAAUCUCUGGCUGGCUGAGGACAUCUCCAGAGAAGAAGUUGACGCCGGGGAGGUCCGUGAGGCUGAUAGCUCAGAUCUGUCCGAGAACGAAUCGGAGGAUGAGGAGAACAAGAGGGAGGGCAGCCCAGAAAUCCUGGUCACCCUGACAUCAGAUGACUCGUGUGAGUCACAAUACCUCCCAUCCGAGAUAACCAAAGAUACACCUACCGACCCGGACUCCGAGGUCAGACCAGAGUUCCCGGAGAGGCAGCGCAGGCUGUCCAGGCAGGAGGCCUUGACCACCUUCCCCCUGGAGCACCUUUCCGCUGUCGUGUCAACCUCAACUGCGUCAGAAGCGGACGAUGACGACGACGACGAAGAGAAUGAGACCGUCGAGCCGUGCAGGUCCAAGUUCGUCGUACGUGACAUUUUCCUGACCGUGCCGGAGCUGAAGCGAGAUCGCGCCGCUUCCGUGGAUUCGUGUUUCAAUAACAAUAAGAACGGCGAGAGUGAAAAUUAUUUUUCUUUGCGAUCAUUUUUUAACUUAGCGCAGUAGAAUAUACACAUUGUUAAUGCAAAUUAAGUCGAAAAAAGUUUUGUGAGCGUUUCAUGUGAUGAUUCUAGAGGAAGAGAGGAUAGUGGAGAAGAUAGUAGAGACGGGGGUAGUUCGAGUGGUCAUCGUGAACCUCGGUCGACUCCAGAUUGGGGUCCAAAUGCGUUUAAUGGGGAACAUCUUUGGGUACCAACCGCUACAUCCGGUGAUUUCUGUUACGUCAAUGACUGUUCUAAACAUGGACCCCGGUUGAAGUGUCCAGCUUGUCGUGUAGUGGCUCACGCCUGCUGCGUCGGAGGUUUAGAGUUCGCUUGCAAGCCGAGCUUUCGCGAUGUAGGUGUACGUCAGUAUCGCGAGCAAACGACAACCCAUCAUCACUGGGUCCAUCGACGGUCGCAGAAGGGCAAGUGUGCCAAUUGCGGCAAGUCCUUCCAAUCGAAGCUCAGCUUUAGCUCCAGGGAAAUCGUAGCGGUGAGCUGCAGCUGGUGCAAGGCUGCUUAUCACAAUAAGGAAUCGUGCUUUAAUGUACAGAAAAUAGGCGAGAACUGCGAAUUGGGCACUCACGCGUCGAUCGUGGUGCCGCCGUCAUGGAUUGUGAAACUUCCUCGUAAGGGUAGUUUCAAGAGCAGCUUAAGAAGAUCACCCAGAAAAAAAAAAUCUGGUGAUAGCUCUUACCGCCGGAAAAACAAAGAAAAAGAGAAGGAACAAAAAGAGAAAGAGAAGGAAAAAGAAAAGGAUCAGGGAGAGUUGUGGAUCGUUAAACCUAUACCUACGGCCACGGUAAAGCCGGUGCUGGUUUUCAUAAAUCCGAAAUCCGGUGGUAAUCAGGGAGCUAAAUUGCUACAAAAGUUUCAAUGGUUACUCAAUCCAAGACAGGUUUUCGAUUUGACGCAGGGUGGUCCAAAAAUGGGAUUGGAACUCUUCAAGAAGGUUCCAAAUUUGCGCGUGUUGGCUUGUGGCGGCGACGGUACUGUCGGUUGGGUCUUGUCGAUCCUGGAUCAAAUUGGCACUUAUCCAGCGCCAGCGGUUGGAGUACUUCCUCUGGGUACCGGAAAUGAUCUGGCGAGAGCAUUGGGAUGGGGAGGUGGUUACAAAGACGAGCCGAUCGGCAAGAUCUUGAUGAGCAUAGGUGACAGUGAGACCACCCUGUUGGACAGAUGGCAACUGAAGGUUGAAAGGAAUCCCGACUCCAAAAACGACGACGAUGGCGGCAAGGGCAAGGAAAAUCUACCGCUCAACGUCGUUAACAAUUACUUUUCCCUCGGUGUGGACGCUCACAUCGCCCUCGAGUUUCACGAAGCACGAGAGGCUCACCCAGAGAAGUUUAACUCCAGAAUGAGGAACAAAUUGUUCUACGGACAAAUGGGCUGCAAGGACUUGUUGCUCACAAAAUGGAAGGAUCUCUCCGAUUUCGUGACAUUGGAAUGCGACGGUCAGGACAUGACGCCGAAAUUGAGAGAACACCGGGUUCAUGCGAUACUGUUCUUGAAUAUCGCUUCUUACGGCGGUGGGACGCAUCCGUGGAGUGCGGGAAGUGGCACUAGAGAACCCGCCAUGGACGAUGGCUUGAUCGAGGUAGUCGGCUUGACCACUUAUCAGCUGCCUCUUCUGCAAGCACGUGGACACGGUACAUGCAUAGUACAAUGCAGCAAGGCCAAACUGGUCACGACAAAAACUAUACCAAUGCAGGUCGACGGAGAGGCUUGUCGCUUGUUACCAUCCAUCAUAACUUUAAGUAUGUUAAAUAAGGUUACGAUGUUAGCGAAAAGAAGGAAUACGGGAAAGCCACACCAACACACAGCAAGAUUAGACAGGCUAAAGCUGCCCGUGAUGAGGAUAAAGAUGUCGGAUUACGAGGCAUAUCAUCAUAACAAGGAGAUGUUGAAGGAUGUGGCAGAGUCAUGGUUCGCGGAACCGCUCGAGCUUGACGCUGCGAUCGAUUUAGAAAGUCUAAGGAAACUCUUGACGAAAGAUUAUAAUAUGGAUUCGUGCUGUUUCCUUGACUCGUGCACUGCGGAAAGAUUCUUCAGGAUCGAUCGCGGCCAGGAACAGUUGCAUUACGUAACGGAUGUCGCCGUGGACGCUGUAUACAUACUCGAUGAAGACGCUGUGCAACAGCAAUCCAGCGGCCAAGCGGGACCAAGUCAGAUCGUCGUAAGCCAGGAAGUCAAAACCGCGCAAAUUCACUUACCGAGCGACGAACAUCUAAAGGAGAUGCCAGCCGUGACAGAGAAGGCAAAUCGACCGAACGAAGAUACACGGGGACAGGAACAUCUCUCCGUCACCGGGAAGAUCAAACUUUCCAGACAGCCAGAAAGCGUUUCCGAGGGUCAGAACGGUGUCAGGCCGAAGAAUCCGGCAAAUCGGAACUCUUUGGAUGUGUCGUCGAGCGAGAACAAAAACGGCGAGUCAAACUCCUAUAUAAGACGCGAGACCCUGAAGCAAAACUCUCAUGUUGCAAUCGCUCGUGCCGAACAGUCGCAGCAUCAGGCUGACCGAUCUCUCGCUUUUAUCAGCCCUCGCGACAGACUCUUUGGCCUGAACUCGGGAGUUCACGGAUUCACUACUGAAUUACUAGAAAAGAACUGCGAUGAAAUAUUGAGAGCAACGAAGAUCGGCGAUCUACCGACCUUGAAGCAGCUUCAUCAAAAAGGGUACUCGCUUCUGUCGAUCGAUGAAGCUGGUCAAACGGCACUACACCUGGCAUCGAGGCACGGACACAAAGACAUUGUUAGAUACCUUAUUGCCUGCGCCCCACCGACAAUUUUAAACAUGAUCGAUAAUGAUAAAGGGCAAACUGCUUUGCAUAAAGCUGCCCAGAACAAACGUCGUUCCAUUUGCUGUAUGCUCGUAGCCGGCGGCGCCUCUUUGAUGGUAAAGGACCGACACGGAAACACGCCGCAUCAACUCGCGUUGAUGGCAGAGGAUCACGAUCUAGCUGCGUAUUUGCAAAGUCAAGAACACUUUCAAUUGGCGACAGACGAGAUGGAGAGCGAUCUCUGACCUCCAGUGUUGAUCGCCACGGCCUGAACCGCCCUGAACGAAUGUGACGUAAGAGCCGCUAUUAUUGGCGUUCUGGCAACGUCUUUUGCGGCAUUUUUUCCGGCGUAACGUAACGUAAAUCGCCACGUGAUAAUCUGAUAUUCCUCGUCUGUCUACUUGACGUUGACGAUUACGUGUUUGCCAAAUAAUGACGUAUUUUUCUUGUCGAUACUUCGAAAUUUAUUCUCUAAGACACAAUUAUCACAUAUAAUUAUACACACAUACACGGAUACACGCAUACAUGCGCAUACGUACAUAGUUGUUUCCAAUCGAUAAUAAGUCCUUAUUUUUCUCACUCGUAAUCUUGCCCGAGGUUUGUAGCUCUACUUAUAUUCGUAUACUCGGCAAGUGGACCAUUAUCGGUCAGGGAGCAUUUAAAAUUGCUCCUAAGACGAGCAAAUUUAUUUUUCGUACGACAUUUAACGUCUCUCCGGUCCAAAGUGAGACAGUCAGUAUUGUAUAUCUAUAAUUAUAUAUAAAUACAUCUAUUAUAUAUUUGUGGAAAAUUCUACAACAGUCUCAUGCAAAAACAAGUAAACAAAAUGGGUCAGUCAUCAUAUUUGCGCGAUUAAAAGAUGAAGGACUGCUUGUAGAGUUCGGUUCAGUGAAACGAAACGUUAAAUCUGUGCCAAUUGACUGAGUUAUGAAGAAACACUAACAACAAUGCCAAACGAAUAUUGACUGUCUCAUGUUGGAGUAUGUGCAAAAGUAUAUAUAUAGAUAUAUAUACAUAUAUAUAUAUAUACGAAAUGUUCAUAGUCUUCACUCGAAAUGAGUGCUACAAGCGAAUCGAUAAUCUGUUAGUUUUAAUCCAGGGAAAAUAGAGGAUAAUCUUAAUGGGAGAACAAUGAAAACGAAGGUACAUUCUAUAAAUACCAAAAUGUAAAAAGGGAUCAACGUACGAACACCAAUUAGUAGUUAGAUGCAGUCUAUCAACAUUAUUGUACUAUUACUAUUACUAUGAUACUGUUAUUACAAUUAUUUUUCUGUCGGAUUGAUAUAAGAUCUGUAUAAUAUACGUGUAGAAUUUUUGAGGCGCUCAUCGCUUGGAUUUGAGCGUAUUUUAAAGAAAGAGUGCCGCUCACAAGUCAAUACGAUCAUGCACGCAACGAUUACUUUCUUUCGUGCGCCUUAACUGAGCCCAUUUACUUAUCGAUAUUUCUGUGAUCCUCUAGAAACUCAGUUUAUAUUCUAUUAUUUGAAUGUGUGUAAAGAUUUAAUUCAUACGGCGGCGAGUAAAUCCUAUUGCCUUUAUCUCCUUUUAUUCGUAUACCGAUGCUCAAUAGUUCGUAUACAUUUCGUUGCAAAAUGAUAGAGAAAUUAAUAGGAAGCAAGGAAUGUAUCGAAUACGACG